AUGAAUGUAGAAGAAUUAAUAAGUGAAGUUUUUUCUCGGCCGGCUUUGUGGGAUCAGAAAAAUAAAUGUUAUCAUAACCGUGUUUUAGUGGAAAAGCUAUGGAUGUCCGUUGCUUCAGAAAUGAAAAUACCAAGUAAGUUACAUUGUUGGCAUCGGCAAUACCUUGCAACACAAUCGAAAAAAAGUGUUUAUAAUUAUAAUACAUGGAACCAAGGAAGACUUAAAAAAAAAUGGAAGUAUUUACGCGAUCAAUUUCGAUGUGAAGUACGCAAAAUUCCAACUCCGAAAUCGGGGGAUGCCAAGAAAUUGAAGAUAUUCUCAACACUUCACAAGUCGAAGAAACAAGAGAUAUGUGCGACAAUGACGAGUUCAGCUGUGAAGUUCCAUCAAAAAAAACAAAAUACCUCUAACAGCACUGCCCAAUUGUUGGAAAUUGAAAAAAGAAAAUUGGCACUGCUGGAAAAUAAAAAAAUGGAAAAAAAGACUGUAUUGGAUGAAGAUGAAGCAUUUUUUGUAACUCUUUUGCCGCAUAUUCGGAAGUUGGACCCAGAGAAUAAAUUUCUGUGUCGAAUGGAAAUGCAAAAUGUACUUUAUAAAUACGUGUAUGCAAAAGUUAAAAAUAUGCCCACACUGUCCAAUGAAACUUCAAGAUACGCGCCUUUGUCUUCACCAAUCAGCGUUUCUUCUGAAAGCUACCAGAUAAAUUCUUUAGACCUUAGCACAAUUCUUUGUUUUCAACCGAUCUCAUUUACCACAGUUGAAGGUACAAAUAUACCAUCAACUUCAUCAUCAUUGGUUCCAGACCAAAAUGCAAUGGAAACUAUAAUUUAUUCAUCUUUAAAUUCUUCCUAA
Bactrocera tryoni is the source of this 852-nucleotide messenger RNA. RefSeq lists its product as uncharacterized. NCBI's taxonomy places the organism in Eukaryota, Metazoa, Arthropoda, Insecta, Diptera, Tephritidae. Gene Ontology annotation, biological process: regulation of transcription by RNA polymerase II. Bases 1 to 852 code for a protein of 283 amino acids. Gene Ontology annotation, molecular function: DNA binding. The record is from RefSeq and is a predicted model, not a curated record. Gene Ontology annotation, cellular component: transcription regulator complex; nucleus. The transcript is spliced from 4 exons.